This is a messenger RNA of Plasmopara halstedii, 636 nucleotides long. Its product is annotated as Retrotransposon gag domain. The record is from RefSeq and is a predicted model, not a curated record. The coding region runs from base 1 to 636 and encodes 211 amino acids. The transcript has a single exon. Lineage: Eukaryota; Oomycota; Peronosporomycetes; Peronosporales; Peronosporaceae.
AUGUCUGCAUCAUUUGCGUCUAUGACGCCACCGUCGGUGACGGAUGAUAUGCCCCGCCCUAAGCCGCUCAUGGUGAGCAUUAAGGUCUUUGGGGGGAAGGAUGGAGAGAAUCUCCUGCUUUGGGUGAGAGAGGUCGAGAUAACCAUCGCAUCCGCCAUGCUCCAGAGCGAGCAACAACAUGAUGCGCUAGCCAUCUCAAAGCUCGGUGGUCGAGCGCGAGAAUGGGCACUGACGUGCGGCACUUCCAUCGAGGCUGCGUUUCCCUCCUGGGCGGAGCUGAAGUUGCAGCUCUCACGAGUGUUCUCGACGACUAAUCAGGCAUAUCGCGUGCGAUCGCGUUUCCUCGCCGCCCGACAGGGCAUCAAGGAGUUGGUGGACUUUGUCCAAGAGAUGCGCACUCACAUUGCCGGGAUAGCAGCAGAUCCCAUUCCGGAGGCGGUCACAGUGACUGUCUUUAUGGAAUACCUCCGCACUGGUGUGGACAGAAUGGAAGUCUUCCGUGUGCAUCCGUCUUCGUUUGAAGAGACGGUGAAUGUGGCAUUGAAUGCCGAACUCAAUUUCAAGUCGGCACGAUUUGGUUGGAAUGCACACUCCAAUAGUUCGUCGAGCGGGCCUGUGCCCAUGGAUGUCAGCUAA